GGUGGCUACUUCCCUGAGAAUGUUAAAGCUAUGACCAGUCUGCGAUGGCUAAAGCUGAACCGCACAGAAAUCUGCUACCUGCCUGAAGAACUAGGGGCUCUGCAGAAGCUGGAGCACCUGUCUGUGAGCCACAACAACCUGACUACAUUGCAUGGGGAGCUGUCCAGUCUACCUUCACUUCGGGCCAUUGUAGCUCGGGCCAACAGCCUGAAGAACUCUGGAGUCCCCGAUGAUAUCUUCAAGCUGGAUGAUCUCUCGGUUCUGGACUUGAGUCAUAACCAGUUGACAGAAUGCCCACGGGAGCUGGAGAAUGCCAAGAACAUGCUGGUGCUCAACCUCAGCCAUAACAGCAUCGACUCCAUCCCCAACCAGCUGUUCAUCAACCUUACCGACUUGCUGUACCUGGACCUCAGUGAGAACCGCUUAGAGAGCCUUCCACCUCAAAUGCGCCGCCUCGUGCACCUUCAGACACUGGUGCUGAAUGGAAACCCGCUGCUGCAUGCACAGCUCCGGCAGCUCCCAGCCAUGAUGGCCCUACAGACCCUGCACCUGAGGAAUACUCAACGCACCCAGAGCAACCUCCCCACCAGCCUGGAGGGCCUGAGCAACCUUUCAGAUGUGGACCUGUCAUGCAACGACUUGACAAGGGUGCCAGAGUGUCUGUACACACUCCCCAACCUGCACCCCCCCAACCUCAGCAGCAACCAGAUUGCAGAGCUGUCCCUGUGCAUUGACCAGUGGGUUCACCUGGAGACCUUGAAUCUGUCUCGUAACCAGCUCACCUCCCUGCCUUCAGCCAUUUGCAAGCUGACCAAACUGAAGAAGCUGUACCUGAACUCCAACAAGCUGGACUUCGACGGGCUACCUUCUGGCAUUGGCAAGCUCAGCAGCCUGGAGGAAUUUAUGGCAGCUAACAACAACCUGGAGCUGAUUCCUGAGAGUCUCUGCAGGUGCCCAAAGCUGAAGAAACUCGUCCUGAACAAGAACCGGGUGGGGACCCUCCCAGAGGCCAUCCACUUCCUGACAGAGAUUGAGGUCCUGGACGUUCGAGAAAACCCCAGCCUGGUAAUGCCACCCAAGCCUGCUGACCGAACUGCCGAGUGGUACAACAUUGACUUCUCACUACAGAACCAGCUGAGGCUGGCUGGUGCCUCCCCUGCCACAGUGGCUGCUGCAGCGGCUGGGAGUGGGUCCAAGGACCCCUUGGCUCGAAAGAUGCGGCUACGGAGGCGCAAGGACUCAGCCCAGGAUGACCAGGCCAAGCAAGUUCUAAAGGGCAUGUCAGAUGUUGCCCAGGAGAAAAACAAAAAACAAGAGGAAAGCGUAGAUGCCCGAGGACCUGUGGGGAAGGUGAGGCGCUGGGACCAGGGCCUGGAAAAGCCUCGCCUUGACUACUCAGAGUUCUUCACGGAGGGUGUUUGACAAUGACAUCUCCUACAUCGAAGGCGGAACAGCCAGUGGCUUCUAUACUGUGGAAGAUACACACUAUGUCACCAGGAUGUACCGUGUAUAUGGGAAAAAGAACAUCAAGUUGGAGCCUGUGCCCCUCAAGGGGGCCUCACUGGAUCCAAGAUUUGUGUUCCUCCUGGACCGAGGACUGGACAUCUAUGUGUGGCGGGGGGGCCAGGCUACGCUGAGCAACACCACCAAGGCCAGGCUCUUUGCAGAGAAAAUUAACAAGAAUGAGCGGAAAGGGAAGGCAGAAAUCACACUCGUGGUGCAGGGCCAAGAGCCCCCAGAGUUCUGGGAGGUACUGGGGGGGGAGCCCUCUGAGAUCAAGAAGCAUGUGCCUGAUGACUUUUGGCCACCCCAGCCCAAGCUGUACAAGGUGGGCCUGGGCCUGGGCUACUUGGAGCUUCCCCAGAUCAACUACAAGCUGUCAGUGGAACAUAAAAAACGGCCCAAGGUGGAACUAAUGCCAGGAAUGAGACUGCUGCAGAGCCUGCUGGACACACGAUGUGUGUACAUCCUGGACUGCUGGUCUGAUGUAUUCAUCUGGCUUGGCCGCAAGUCCCCAAGACUAGUGCGUGCUGCUGCACUCAAACUAGGUCAGGAGCUGUGUGGGAUGCUGCACCGGCCACGCCAUGCAGUGGUCAGCCGCAGCCUGGAAGGCACCGAGGCUCAGGUGUUCAAGGCUAAGUUCAAAAAUUGGGACGAUGUGUUGACAGUAGACUACACUCGAAAUGCAGAGGCUGUGCUGCAGGGCCAGGGGCUCUCUGGGAAAGUAAAGCGUGACACUGAGAAGAAAGACCAGAUGAAGGCUGACCUCACUGCACUCUUCCUGCCACGGCCGCCACCAAUGGCACUGGCUGAGGCAGAGCAACUGAUGGAGGAAUGGAAUGAGGACCUGGAUGGCAUGGAAGGCUUCGUAUUGGAGGGCAGGAAGUUCACUCGACUGCCGGAGGAAGAGUUUGGCCACUUCUACACACAGGACUGCUAUGUCUUCCUCUGCAGGUACUGGGUGCCUGUGGAGUAUGAGGAGGAAGAGAAGACGGAAGUCAAGGAGGGGAAGGCCUCGGUCCAGGGCACAGAAGGGGAGGAAGCAGAAGCUGAGGCAGAGGAGAAGCAGCCAGAGGAAGAUUUUCAGUGCAUCGUUUACUUCUGGCAGGGCCGGGAGGCCUCUAACAUGGGCUGGCUCACCUUCACCUUCAGUCUUCAGAAGAAGUUUGAGAGCCUAUUCCCUGGCAAGCUGGAGGUAGUACGUAUGACACAGCAGCAGGAGAACCCCAAGUUCCUGUCCCAUUUCAAAAGAAAGUUCAUCAUCCACCGGGGCAAGAGGAAGGCGGGCAAGGGUACUCUUCAGCCGAGCCUCUAUCAGAUCCGCACCAAUGGCAGUGCCCUCUGCACCCGGUGCAUCCAGAUCAACACAGACUCCAGCCUUCUCAACUCUGAGUUCUGCUUCAUCCUCAAGGUCCCCUUUGAAAGUGAGGACAACCAAGGCAUUGUGUAUGCCUGGGUGGGCCGGGCAUCAGACCCUGAUGAAGCCAAGCUGGCAGAAGACAUCCUCAACAGCAUGUUUGAUGCUUCCUACAGCAAACAGGUCAUCAAUGAAGGUGAGGAGCCAGAGAACUUCUUCUGGGUAGGCAUUGGUGCACAGAAACCCUAUGAUGAUGAUGCAGAGUACAUGAAGCACACAAGGCUCUUCAGGUGUUCCAAUGAGAAGGGCUACUUCGCAGUGACUGAGAAAUGCUCUGACUUUUGCCAAGAUGACCUGGCAGAUGAUGACAUCAUGUUGCUAGACAAUGGCCAGGAAGUCUACAUGUGGGUUGGGACCCAGACAAGUCAAGUGGAGAUCAAACUGAGUCUGAAGGCCUGCCAGGUAUACAUCCAGCACACACGCUCUAAAGAACAUGAGCGGCCACGCCGCCUGCGCCUGGUCCGCAAAGGCAAUGAACAGCGGGCUUUUACCCGCUGCUUCCAUGCCUGGAGCACCUUCCGCCAAGCCCCAGCCUAAGCAGUUAUCUAUGACCUGAGACUCCAGUGAGGAAGAAGAGGCCUCCCAGCACAUGUUUCAGCUACCCACCACUCUUGCCCACAUCCUGCAAGCCCCACCAGCGUGUCCACAUGUGUGCAGCAGACGUAGUUUAAAAGAUAUUAAAUGCUUUUAUUUUCAAUAUUAAAAAAUCAGUACUUUUAA
This is a messenger RNA of Cricetulus griseus (Chinese hamster), 3637 nucleotides long. Lineage: Eukaryota; Metazoa; Chordata; Mammalia; Rodentia; Cricetidae. The record is from RefSeq and is a predicted model, not a curated record.